GCUCACUAUGGCUGGCAAGAGGGCACUGAAAGUGUACCUGGAUCUAUUAUCGCAGCCCUGUAGAGCUGUGUACAUAUUUCUGAAAUGCAACAAAAUACCUCACACGGUGGAGUUAGUAGCUCUACGGAAAGGGGAGCACAGGACGCCACAGUUCACCAAGCUAAACCCCAUGCAGAAAGUCCCCGUUAUGGACGACAACGACUUUGUCUUGACUGAAAGUGACGCCAUUCUAAAGUAUCUAGCGACAAAUUACAACGUCCCAGAAUAUUGGUACCCCCGUCAGCCUGAGCGGAGAGCCAGAGUGGAUGAAUAUACAGCUUGGCACCACACCAACACCCGACCACAUGCAGCUAAAGUCUUCAUCUUUGAGGUGUUAAUGCCACAAAUGACUGGACAGCCAACCGACCCAGCGAAGCUGAAGAAAGCACUGGCGGAGCUGGAGGAGACGCUGGAGAAACUGGAGACCAUGUUCCUCAAGAGACAGCCGUUCCUUUGUGGCGAUGACGUUACGUUGGCAGACUUGCUGGCCAUCUGUGAGCUGAUGCAGCCUUUGGCCAGUGGCAGAGAUGUCCUGAGAGAUCGCCCUAAGCUUGUUAGCUGGAGGAGCAGAGUACAGUCAGCACUGAGGGAUCCGUUUGACGACGCUCACGCGAUUGUUUACCGUCUACGAGACAAGUUCGCAGCCAAACUAUGAAUGUCUGUGUCUUAGGGAUUAAAUCUGAUAUUCUGGGUCAUGUCAGAAAACGAAUGUAUUUAUACUCUGGUCAUGUUUCAUCCAGACCCAAAAGUUUCUGAAUAUUAAUGAUGAUUUGUUGAUUGUAUAGUAAGCAGGAGCUUUGAUAAGGCACUCAAAUCGUCGAAUGGUUCACGAUGCAAUGGAUCACUUAGUUUUUACAAUGUAUUCUACAGUGUAUGCCUAUACUGUUCAUAAUUCAUCUUCAUCAGUCAUAAUUCAUUCAUCAGUCAUAAUUCAUCUUCUUUAUUUUCAGCAUACUGAUAUCUUGAAAUAAAGGGAAGUCUUUCAAACGAA
Messenger RNA from Chanos chanos (milkfish), 1030 nucleotides. It is a transcript of the gene gstt2, whose product is annotated as glutathione S-transferase theta 2. Gene Ontology annotation, cellular component: cytoplasm. The transcript is spliced from 5 exons. Gene Ontology annotation, molecular function: glutathione transferase activity. Gene Ontology annotation, biological process: glutathione metabolic process. The record is from RefSeq and is a predicted model, not a curated record. NCBI's taxonomy places the organism in Eukaryota, Metazoa, Chordata, Actinopteri, Gonorynchiformes, Chanidae. The coding region runs from base 8 to 694 and encodes 228 amino acids.